Messenger RNA from Mobula hypostoma (lesser devil ray), 2790 nucleotides. RefSeq names its product aminoacylase-1B-like. The record is from RefSeq and is a predicted model, not a curated record. The transcript has 15 exons. Gene Ontology annotation, cellular component: cytoplasm. The coding region runs from base 153 to 1376 and encodes 407 amino acids. Lineage: Eukaryota; Metazoa; Chordata; Chondrichthyes; Myliobatiformes; Myliobatidae. Gene Ontology annotation, molecular function: aminoacylase activity. Gene Ontology annotation, biological process: amino acid metabolic process.
AGACUGCGUGUGCGUGGAACCUUCUCCACUCCAGCUCGGGGCGGAGCGAAAAUCCGGACGCUUCCGCUUCAAGCGUCUAUUCCUCUUCGAUUGCGGUCCGGGUCAGGUGUAGUGCACGGGAGUCGAGCAGCCGAGAGGGCCAGCCGAGUGAGAUGGGUGGAGUACAGGACGGGGAGCAUCCCGCCGUCGGAUUGUUCCGGGAGUAUCUGAGGAUCAGGACGGUGCACCCUCAGCCGGACUACGAUAGGGCCAUUGAAUUCCUUGAGAGGCUUGGUACGGAGCUGGGUCUUCUCUGUACGAAGAUUGAGGUCAGUCCUGGCUACAGAAUCCUCAUUCUCACCUGGGAGGGGACUGACCCCAAGCUGAAAUCUAUCCUCCUCAACUCCCACAUGGACGUGGUUCCGGUGUUCGAGGAGCACUGGAAGUUUGAUCCAUUUUCAGCCCAGAAGGAUGAAGAAGGGAAUAUAUAUGGCCGAGGAGCUCAGGACAUGAAGUGUGUGACCAUUCAGUACAUUGAGGCAAUUCGAAGGUUGAAAUUAGAGGGCAGAAGGUUUCCGCGGACAAUUCACCUGUUGAUGGUUCCUGAUGAAGAGAUUGGGGGUUUCAACGGAAUGGAUAAGCUGAUUAAGCGUGAGGAGUUCCGGGCAUUGAAUAUUGGGUUUGCACUUGAUGAAGGUUUGGCCAACCCUGGUGACGCCUUCACAGCAUUCUACGGCGAAAGAAACUUGUGGUGGGUAACAGUGAGGUGUCCAGGUAGUCCAGGACAUGGGUCUCGCUUCAUCGAGAACACAGCAGGAGAAAAGUUGCGUCGAGUUCUCAAUUCAUUCUUGGACUUCAGGGAGAAAGAGAAGAAGAGGCUCAAUCAGAGUGCAUGCCUGACCCUGGGAGAUGUCACCACCAUCAACCUGACCUCCUUAAACGGAGGCGUGGCCUUCAACAUUGUCCCUGAUGAGCUAACAGCCAGCUUUGACAUCCGGAUCCCUCCCACUGUAGACCUCAAGGCAUUUGAGGAGCAGAUGAAGGAGUGGUGCCAGGAUGCAGGGGAAGGUGUUCUCUGUGAGUUUUUUCAGAAAAACAUGAACAAGGAGCUGACUUCUAUCGACCAGUCGGAUCCGUGGUGGAGCGCCUUCAGUAACGCUUGUCUCCAGAUGGGCAUGACUGUGAAAACUGAGAUCUUCUCUGCAGCCACCGACAGCCGAUUUAUUCGGGAGAUGGGAUACCCAGCGAUCGGCUUCUCCCCAAUGAACCACACACCGAUCCUGCUGCAUGACCACAACGAGCACCUCAACGAGAGGGUCUUCCUCACCGGGAUCGACAUCUACUCCAACCUCAUCUCUGCCCUCGCCCAGGUCCCAACCCUCGCAGAGGAGGCCUGAGGGAGCAGGACUCACUACACGCUCAACUCCACCCUUCCUGUUCACCCUCCUCCUCCUCCCCCCCAGUUCCCUACCCCACUCCCCCUCCCUCUCCUCCUCCCUCUCCUCCUCCCCUUCCUCCCCUUCUCCUAUCCCACCUCCUACUACCCCAUUCUCCCGAGCAAACUCUGCACACUGUAUUACCUCACUUUGACACUCUCAGGCUCAUUAGAUUUACCAUUAGGCCUUCCUCUGGCCCAUGAAUUGUCUCCCACUUCUUCUCUCUGUCCAGUCAGCUGCCUUGAGCUCAGGGAAACCUUUAUACAUUUUGAAACUGAAACUACCACCAGGCUCCUCCAGCAAGGUUUCACAUGACCCAGCAAACAACGGGCCUCCAACAAGAACUCCAGGUGCUAGGGCCAGGGCCUCUGCUUGGUGCAGGAGGUUGUGCCUUUACCACAGGGUCCCUCUCUAGCAGAGCAGCCCCUCUGCCAGUCCAGUGGAGAACUCUGGAUCAGGGGCAGAGUGGCCAGGAAAACCCCAAGAACCCAGAACUGCUCGAAUUUUUGGAGGUAGGGCUGGUGUAACUGUGGUAGGUAGCCUUACCCUGCCCCACCUUUUUAUACCCUCCUGAGGGGAGGACCAUGUCUGGGGAGAGAUGAAUCUGUGAAACCCCCCCCCCCCAGAGGAAGAGGGCUGUGUCUGUCAUCCCACCCCCCAGAAGAGGGCUGGGUCUGUGACCCCCACCCCCAGAGGAAGAGGGCUGGGUCUGUGGACCCCCCCCUCCCCCAGAGCAAGAGGGCUGGGUCUGUGGGAUGCCCGGACCCUCACAAUUCAGCCAAUGGAAGCAUUGUCACUGUAAGCACCGACUCAGUUGGCACCCGUAGACCUCUCCGCCAUCCACUAGGUACGUCAGGAUUGGAAUGGGACAUUCCGCACUUGCACACUCAAAAAGCUCGACACCGUUCAAGACAGAACAGUCACUCGAGUGACUCUUCAUCCACAACCGUCACGUUCCUUCCCUCCGCCAAGACUCAUAGAGACUGCAGUGGGCACCAUUCACAGCUUGCAGUGGAAUUGUUCACCCGUGCUAGUCCGACUGUGCCUCUCAAUCCCGGCUUGUGGGAUUCCCGUCCACCACGGCAGCACCUGUCCUAGUCACAUGUCGUCCCAACUGCUCCUGGGAUUCCCUCCUUACAGCACUGGGAAUACCUUCAGCGAGAGGCCAGCGGUGGUUCCCAAAGAAACCUUGCAGAGAGAGGGGAUGCAGGUCUCGCUAACAGUGCCUGGAAGGAAAAGGUCGGAUUGUGGAAAGGUGGGGCUCCCAGAGACUGGAGUGGAGCUGCAAAACUCUGAAUGUGUUUUCUCAAGGCCGUAGAAAUAAGAAAACAUUGUGUUCUUCCAAAAUGAAGCACUGUGCAGCAUAUACACCGUA